AUGCCUAUUUCCUAUCAACGUGGACACCAUCUAUCAAUCUACAAAUCAGAUCUCAAUCCACCCGCCAACAUGAGCGAGUCAUUGCCCUUGGAGAUACUCAUCCUCAUCAUACGGAAACUUCCCCCUCAACCUCCUCACAUCCCAAUUGCUCUACCUGCCACCGACGUUCUCACCAAGACCUUUAUUGCCUUGAGCCUUACGAAUACCGCUUUUCACGCAAUAGCGAUCGACUACCUCUACAAGUAUUGCCUGUUCAUCGACAAACCAUGGCGUCUCACGGCUCUUCUGCGUUCACUUGGCACACUUCAAAAUUCAAAGGGCGGCAUCUCCCGCCAAGGGAUGUCCCCAGCCAUUAUUACGUCUCUGGUCCUCAAACCAUAUCACAAUGGGACGAUUGCAGAUCGCAGGAUAGCGCAAGAAAUCAAUGCACUUUUCACCAUUCUCGCUCCAAAUCUCAAGCGGCUUGUCAUAGAUAUGGAGCUGAGAAGCCUUUAUCCUGAAGACGAUGAUGAGGGAAUACGACCCAUUUUACGGAUGGCCUUUGAGAAACUCACGGCUAUAGAGGUAUUCUGCAGUACUCGGGACGAAUUGUUUCUCAAUCUUCAUUGGCCACUCCAUCCAGAACCACCCGUAUGGAGCUAUUGGCCAAAAUUGACAACUCUGGCUCUCUAUAAUGUCGAUAUGGAGAAUUUCAUGCCCUACGUCAAAGUCAUGGAUAGUAUCAAGACCUUGGUACUCACAAACGCCGACUCUAUUGAUGACUUGCACGAGCGGUGGAAUGGUGAGUUUCAUGGCUACACGGGUUAUGAAAUUUGCCCUACCAGGCCAUCUACUGUUGCAGCAAUGAGGGAACUUUUGAAGGACGAGCAACAUCUGGAAAUAAUCAUUGUCAACAAUCAUGAUUAUCAAGAUUUUCUAGAUGAGGCGCUCGGCACAUCAAGAUAUCUGACAACUUCAUUUGUAGAUGUACCAAUGCCUCCAAAUGUACACUAUCCUGAGGCUCUCCAGGAAUGGACCAAAAAUUUGAUCAUCAGUGGAAUUCCAUUGGAGAUGGUGGAGAGAGUAAAUGUACAAGAUUUACGCUGGAUACAUUGGAACGACUGA
Hymenoscyphus albidus is the source of this 1104-nucleotide messenger RNA. Lineage: Eukaryota; Fungi; Ascomycota; Leotiomycetes; Helotiales; Helotiaceae. The record is from the annotation of a GenBank genome assembly.